Molecule: messenger RNA, 5927 nt
Organism: Cheilinus undulatus (humphead wrasse)
Lineage: Eukaryota; Metazoa; Chordata; Actinopteri; Labriformes; Labridae
Gene: slc35a2
Product: solute carrier family 35 member 2
Exons: 6
Coding region: 265-1407 (380 amino acids)
Biological process (GO): pyrimidine nucleotide-sugar transmembrane transport
Cellular component (GO): Golgi membrane
Molecular function (GO): UDP-galactose transmembrane transporter activity
Source: RefSeq, a predicted model, not a curated record
AACAGCUCCGAGCUCCGCGGACUGCUCCGCUCCUCAUCCCGGAGAUCCUGGAGACCCUUCGCCGCUUCUCUGACCUCAUCCCGGGCGUAACAUCAGCCAGACGGACCCUCCGAUUCAUCCUGAACGACAUACCCGGGCUCCGGUGCUCCUGCUCUGGUCGGGUCUUCACUGUGAGCCGGGGCUAGCUGGAAAGCUAGCGGGGCGUUAGCCGAGCACGCAGCGGGGUGAAGGCUCGGUGCUGACGGCGGGCAGAGAGAGCGCAGCAUGGCCGGAGGGAGCCACAGCCAGGCGGCGGAGGAGAAGACAGUCAGCCGGGGGCAGAGCGAAGGAAACCGGAGGUUGAAGUACAUCAGCCUGGCCGUGCUCGUGGUCCAGAAUGCAUCGCUCAUCCUCAGCAUCCGAUAUGUCCGCACGCUGCCUGGGGACCGCUUCUUCGCCACAUCGGCCGUGGUCAUGGCGGAGGUUCUGAAGGUGCUGACGUGUCUGCUCAUCAUCCUGCUGCAGAAGAGAUUCAAUCUCAAAGAGAUGGUGCUGCUCCUGAUCGACUCCAUAUUCAUUCAGUAUAAAGACACGCUCAAACUGGCCGUUCCCUCUCUCAUCUACACGCUGCAGAACAACCUGCAGUACAUCGCCAUCUCCAACCUGCCAGCUGCCACCUUCCAGGUGACGUACCAGCUGAAGAUCCUGACCACGGCUCUGUUCAGCGUCAUGAUGCUGAGGAAGUCUCUGUCCAAGGUUCAGUGGGUUUCUCUGCUGCUUCUGUUCGCUGGAGUUGCCAUUGUACAGGUGCAGCAGGAGGGAAACAAGGAGGCGUCGGUCAAGGACACCUCCAACCAGAACUACAUGGCGGGUCUUGUUGCUGUGGUGAUCAGCUGCCUGUCAUCUGGGUUCGCUGGCGUUUACUUUGAGAAGAUCCUGAAGGGCAGCUCAGCGUCCGUGUGGAUCAGGAACGUGCAGCUGGGGAUCUUCGGAACAGCACUCGGCAUGUUGGGACUGUGGUGGAACGACGGUGCCGCGGUCGCCGAGCUCGGCUUCCUGUUCGGCUACACCAACAUGGUGUGGUGCGUCAUCUUCAACCAGGCGUUCGGCGGGCUGCUGGUCGCCGUCGUGGUGAAGUACGCCGACAACAUCCUGAAGGGCUUUGCCACUUCCUUCUCCAUCAUCGUGUCCACCGUGGCAUCCAUCCACCUCUUCGGUUUCCACGUGGACCUGCUCUUCACGGCGGGGGCUGGACUCGUCAUCGGCGCAGUCUACAUGUACAGCCUCCCCAAAGCGCCCGGCGGCUCCUCGUCCCUGAGCUCUUCUUCGGCGUCUUCCUCGGCGCCUUUAGCGUCGCAGAGGAUGGACAAAGGCCAAGAGAUGGAGGCGUUUCUGCCAAAGUGUGCAGGUAAAGAGAAAGGUUCCUGAGUGACGGACAGACGGACAGACGAACGGCUGCCUUCAUCCUGAUGACGAGGUCAAAAUUAAACAUUUCUUUAAUUUAUUUUUAUUAAACCAAAGUCCUCCGGUUUCAGACCGACAGCACUCCUCCUGGCGCUGCAUUGUUCUCAUGUACUGUGAUUUUAACGUGAGCUGCCUCUCAUGAACAUUAGUGCCUUCAUCUCAGGAUCACACAGUUGUUUUAUUUUGAAAAACAUUUCACAUGUUAUUAUUUUUAAAGAUGGAUUAUCAUUAUAAUCCAUUCAUCCAUCAUUAUAUUAUCUCUGGAUGGAUGUUCAGAUGUUUUUACUGCCAUUUCUGAAUAGAAAAGAUUCUAGUAUUACUCUGCAACAGGGGUGUCAAACUCAAUCAAACCAGGGGCCAGAUUCUGGAUUUAAGUCUAACCUGAGAGCCUGAGAGGGUUCAAAUUGGACCAUAAACCUACAAACUCUUUUUCGCCAGAAAUAAAAAAGUAAAACAAAAAAACUUAGCAUUGAUCAUAAAUCACUUUGAAAUAAAAAGUCAAAAUGAUAAGUUUAAAGGCUCAAAAUCUAGGAUAAAAAGUCAACCUUAUUAAUUCAAGGGCUAAAAAAACCCCCACAAAAAUAAAUAAAAAAUGUUUGAAGAAAUGCAAAUUUAUGAGAAAGUCAAAAUCAUGAAUUUAAAAGCUUAAAAUAUGAGUUGAAAUUUCAAAUUGUAAGUCUAAAAAGUCAAAAUAUGGGAUUAAAAAGCUGAAGUUAAGAGUUAAGAGGUCAAAAUAUGACUUAAAACUAAAAAAGAAUGAGUUUAAAGGUUAAAAAUAUGACUCCAAAUUUAAUCAUUUGUAUCUAAGAGGUCCUAAUAUGAUAUCAAAUAUCAAAAUUAUGACUUGAAAGGGUCAAAGUAUAAAAUAAAAAGUCAAGUUCCUGUCAUAAUUUUGAGAUGCAAAAUUUCAAAUAUGACAUGAACAAACAGAUUAAUCACUUGUCCCAUUUUUUAAAUUUUUUUUUUUUACUUUUUUAUAAUAAUAUUUUUACUCUGUUUCAGAUUUUAAUGACUCAACAAGGAUAUUUUAAAUCAUCAAGGUUAAGUUUGCAUUUUUAUCCUGGAGGAAAUCUGCAGACCUCAUACUGGUGGGCCAGUUAUAAUAGAAAUAUGACAUGAUCUUUCGGGCCGGAUUUGGCCCCCGGGCCUUGAGUUUGACACCCUUGCUCUACAAUAAGGUACUUAAAACUGUGUACUAACAAGGCAAUGAAUAAGUAGUUAACAGCUAGCUAACCAGUCAUGAACUACCAGUUAACAUGGGAUUCUAUGAGUAACUUACAGCUAGUUAGUCAGGGAAUAAAUGCAGAUCCAAUGGUUAGUUUACAGAAAAUAAUUGAGUUAUUAACAGCUAGUUAACCAGGGAAUAAUUUAUGAACCAACAGCUAAUUAACAGAGAAUGAAUGAACCAUUUACUACAAGUCUACCAGGAAAUAUCUGAGUAAUGGCUGGUUAAUCAGCAUGUUUGCAUCUACAAAAAAAUUAAUCUUCAAAAUCAUGAAACAUGAUUCAGGGAAAUCUGCUCCAGGGUGGUGUGGGUGUGUCUGUUGAUGAGCAGUAGCCACGCCCACUCAGGAGGAAUACAGUCCUCACAGAUUUAAAAGAAAAUGCUACAACCUGAUUGGAGCACAGACAGAUUAUUUUCUCAUCCCAUUUUAACUCUUCAGGAAUUCCUUAGAUCUCAUUUUCUGAGUUAUGUGAAGUUAAGUCUCUCCUGUCUGAGAUGUAUUUGUUAACACUCCAUUUCCUGAUGUUGCUCUUCAAAAUAAAAGUUGUCAAUUAUGCUUAGAAUUGAGACAGACUUUGCAGGGAUAGACGUGAGGGAUUAAACUGUUCCUGCUUUGAGAGAGACAAAGCUACGCUCUGCUUCUUUUAAUCCUCCAGGACUACAGACAGUGAAAUAUGGACUGAAACACACAUAAAACACACAAGAAGUUUGUUCCUGCUGUAUCUGGUUCAAGUGAAAAAUAGACGAACACUCCAGCAAUUAGCCUGACCCCUGACCUUACUGUGAACUCUGAUCAGAGCUCAGCCACCUAGCUCUGUGAAAGAGCAGAAAGAAGUUGAGGUUGAAAUUUACUGUUUUCUGGCACAAAUCUGUGUUAAGAUACUUCAGAUCUCAGUGUUUUGACCUGUUUACAGAAACAUAAGUCUAACAUAUCUACAGUGUUCAGACACAAACUUUGGAUUUCACUUUACAGAGACUCUAAUGUGAGGCCAUCCUAACUAACAGGUAGUUCAUUCAUUGGUUCGUUCAUUCCCUGGUUAAUUAAUCAUUUGUUGCUGAAUACUUUUACUAAUACCAGCAGCUUAAAGAUUGAUCCUGAGAUCUUUAGUUUGGGAGUGAAAAAAAUCAAAACUGUGAUUCAGGAACCAAAGAUUUCAUCUGUAAGAGAGGAAAAUGACUGAGUUUCUUUAAUGUUUGUGCAUUUUAUGUGGAGUAGAGCUGUUUUUAAUGGAUGAUAAAAAAAAAAAAAACUAGGUUAUUGAUUCAAAGUGACAGUAAAAUGUUCAUGAGAAUGUUUUAAACUGGUGCUUUUAAUGCCAAAAUAAGAGAAAAAGAAAAGUUUUCACUAAAUGAACAAAGACUUCUGCUGCCUUCAAAUCAAACCAUCGUGAAGCUCUUAUAAAAAUCUGAAUGAUGCCACAUAAGGUGGGUGCAUCCGUACAGUUUCUCCUCACGAACAUGACCUUUUUCUUUGUAUAUUCAUUUAUUCUUCCUGUUUUCAACCAUGUUAACAUUUCAAAUUAAAAAGCAGUAUUCUUCAUGGGUCUUAAACAUUUAAAGUGUAACCUUUACAUUUUUAUUUCUGUUGUUUGUAAGAGUAUAGCUCCUCAGAGCUGCCUAUAAAAACUGAAUAUAACAUUGGUUACACCGUGUCUCAACAGCAUCCAAGCCCACUGCUGCCUCAGUGAUGUGAAUGUACUUAAAUGAGAUUAGUUAAAACUGACAGAAGCUCAUAUACCAGUGUUAUGGAUUUUUCUUGGAUUUGGGAUAUAUGCAGCGAGAGCUUAAGUCAGAGGGGUUUUUAUCAUGAGGUUUAUUAGAAAGUUAUUCCUGCAGGAAGAGGAGUCUCACAACAGCAAUGACAUUAGACAGCUGAAGGGAGAGUCCUGCCAGACGCGGUGCCGUCUCUUUUUAUAGAAUACAAACCAAGGAUAAAUGCUAACAUAAUUAAGAAUUGUCAUUGGAUAAAGAAUAUCUGCAGUGUACAGCCACAGUGCCUCAUAGGUUGAGUGACAUCUGCACUACUUCUGCACAAGUAAGAUACGGCUAGAAAGUUGUUCCUAUCUUAUACAACUUCCUCCAUGAGCCAACUGCUGAGUGUUCAUGGAUCAAUGUAACAUCGGGUUUUAAGUUGUGACACCAAACAAUGAGGGAGGCUGUCUGUGUAUGUUGUCAUUCAUCCAGGUCAUGAUUAUCAAAUUCUUUGUUAAAAGGGCAAAUGGACUUGCGGAUGACGGAGGCUAAUUCCUGGAAAUUACAAGGAGAGAUCUUAGGAUAAAGGGUGGAUGGCUGAAAUUUUAAAUGUAAGGAGACUGACUAAUCUCUGAGAUUACGUUUGCCUUCUAUCACUCAGCAAAGUUUACAUGGUCCUGACUAAUACCUGGAAAAUAUGUUGCUAGGCUUCAGUACCAAGCUGACAGUGAAUAUGUACUAACAGGACAACAUUCAUAUGGCUGCAGCUAAUAUCUGAAGGGGCCUACAUGGACCUGACUAACACCUGGGAUGAAAAUUGAAUGUCUUGACUAAUUUCUGGGACAAUAAUGGUGACCAUUGUUUCAAACUAAUUCCUGGAAACAAAGAACAUACUUCUAGAAAGUUGUUUCUGUCUCAUAUAACCUUCUCUAUGAGUGUAAAAUUAAGUCAAGUUGUUCCUAUCUCACAUGACUUCCUCCAUGAGCCAACCGCUGAAUGUUCAUGGAUCAGUGUAAUAUCUGGUUUUAAGUUGUGACACCAAAGAGUGAGGGAGCCUAAUUCCUGGAAAAAUCUAUUUUCCCCUUAAACACUAAGAUAUAGUGCUUUUAUUUUGAAGGUGAAGUGGAAGUGUGGUGCCUUAUGUUGAUGAGUCUUUGACAGUGCUGAGCUGAAUAUUUGCUUCUGUGAAAACAGAUAUUUUUAGAUUAAAAGGUUGUAAUCCUCAUCCUUUUUUUCUUCAGUGAAACAUGAGCAGCAGAGAGAAACAGAAACAAUGUAGCGUGGUGAAAAUGUCAUGUUGUUCUGCUGCUUACCUCAUCACUCCUCCCCCUUGAUGACUCAGACAGGAAACAGCUGAGCGGUGGAGGCUCGCUCCUUUUGGUGCUGUUGGGACUAGGUGUUAAAGGGAAAAUCUGCCUCAGCUGACCUUUAUUGUGAAAGUUUACAGUCUUUGUAUUUAUCCUUUUAAUGAACACUCCGAUUGUUGUUUUCACCUCUGUGCCUUCUGAACUCUGUUUUUAAGCUUUAUGUCAAACUGACUGUUUUAGUUUGAAAAGUUUCUGAGACA